GAGAAGUGAGUCUAUAAUAGUCGGCUUGCGUGGAUUUGACCAAAACACAAUUUUCAUACAAAGAACUUAGCUUUAUUCCGUGCGUGAUUUCUCCGUGCGUGAGAAUUGUACACUCUCCACCUGAAACUAACUUUGGAGAACCGAGUUUAUUAGGUAAGAGUGUACGUUUGGAGGUAGAUCUAUGAUCAGAUAUGGAUUCUUAUCUGCCAAGUUUCAACAUCAUAAAUGAAGAGCCUUAAUGAUAAUAUUUCUGGGGAGCUGCAAAAAUUUAUGAAGGAGACGAAUCUGACGAAAUUCCCCCUCAAGCUUUUCAAAAAAUUUAUUAUUAAGUUUGUUUACAAAUAAUCGGAAGUUGAACAUUUGCUCAUAAAUACAAAUUUAGUUAAAUAAUAUUUUGAAAAAUGUACCAAUUCAGUAAUUGGUGUUUCUUAUGCGCUGAUGAAGACGGUGGUGAAGUGAAAAUUCAGACAUUGGAUGUUUGUUUCAAAGAAAUCAUUGGAGAAUUUUCAAUUAUCAAUUUCACACUUAAAGGGAUUCCUUCUGCGAUAUGCAAAAGUUGUUAUCUGUUUUUAAAGCAAUAUAAAGAGCAUAAAGAAACUUAUGCAAGAGCAGAACAAAUGUUCUUAGAACUUUUAAGAACGAAAGGCAAAGCUAUCGACAUUUCUGCUAUAAAAGCCAAACAUAACUUAAAUAAAUUUGAUUUUCAAUACAAUGAAAACAAUGAAGAUGCUUUGUCGAUAAGAGAACCAGAACCAGAAGAGGACAGCAUCUCUUUUCAGUUAGAAAAUACUACGAUAGAACCAACAACUCCAGCUCCCACAGAACUUGUUUCAACCAUUCUAAACAAGAUAACCAGUAAAACUUACAGAAAUCUUUUCAAAUGCGAUAUGUGUUCACAUGCAAGUUCAACUAGAACAUCAAUUGAACGACACAUGAAGCAAAUUCAUCUGAAAAAGAAAUCAAAAGUUUUAACAUGUAAAGUUUGUAACAAAGCAUUUGCAAAGAAAAAUAUUUUGGAUAAUCAUAAGAAAAUCCAUUUAAUUGAACGUCCAACUUUUCCCUGUCCUGAAUGUGGCAAAGAGUUGUCAAGUCUUUCAGCAGUCUCAAGUCACAUCAAUUGGAUACAUAAAAUUAAACGUGAAUUCAAAUGUGAAACAUGUUUGAAGAUGUUUGCUACGAAAGGAUCUCUUAAAGAACAUGUAAAAAUUCAUUCAAACAUCAAAGAACAUGUUUGUGUAAUUUGUAAGAAAAGUUUUAAAACUGUCAGCGUGUUAACAAAUCAUUUGGACACUCACAACGAAACAGGAUAUGGUUGCAGUGAUUGUGGAUUGAGAUUAAACUCUAAAAGAACUUUAAGACAACAUAUGUUGAAGCAUAGUGACAUCAAUAAGUUUUCUUGUGAGAUUUGCAAUGCAAAAUUUAAACGUGUGAAAGGCUACAAAGAUCAUUUAAUUUCAAUGCAUACCGAUAUCAAAGCUUACAAAUGUCCUUGGUGUCCUAAGACAUUUUCAAACGGUGCCAAUUGUAGGAAGCACAAGAAAUGUUGUCAUACUAAAGAGUUUCUUCAAGCUGAGAAAAAUGAAGGGUUAAAAGAAGCAGUGAAGUUGCCAAGUAUUGACGAGAUAUUGUCAAAGCAGUCAUGAAUUUUAUGUUUUCUUAAAUAAUAUUUUAAAUUUGUGUUUUUCAGAUAUAGAAUUUUUUUUAAAAACUGUAAUAAAUCCAAAAAUUUCCUUCAAUUCAUUUAAAA
Messenger RNA from Clunio marinus, 1747 nucleotides. NCBI's taxonomy places the organism in Eukaryota, Metazoa, Arthropoda, Insecta, Diptera, Chironomidae. The record is from the annotation of a GenBank genome assembly.